UUUACUGCAACUAUAUAGGUAUAUUAUAUCAUGUUUAUCGUUUAUCUAAACUUUCCAGUUUUCACACGGCUGCACUAAAUUAUAUAAUAAUACACAAAUUACAAAAAUAUUAAAGGUAGCCUUAGGAGUUAGGAUACCUAAGGUACAAACUACAAAUAAUUCGCAAUUUUGAAAACACAAUACGGAUUAAAAUAUAAGGCAUGUUGAUAAACUAAUUCAGAAAACAAAUUAAUUUUUGUAUUACUCAUCUAUUUAAAUCAUAAGAUUUCAUAAUGUGGAACGGUAUAACAAUUGGUUAUAGUUCAGCCGAUGAGACUAUAAAUUUCGGUACUCGUGCUGUAGCUAUUGGUGACAGUAGAAUAUUUGAAACAACCACUUUGGCCACAAUAAAAAGAACAUGUGAUGAAAAAUGUGUAUCCAAAGAAGACCUAAAAAUCAGUGCUAUGUGUACACAUGAUUUAAUGUACAUUUCAGGAGGUCGAUCUUUCACCUCAUUUAAUACCAGUGUUACAGAAAUCAAUCAGACAUUUGGAUUUCCAAAUGAAAUAGUGGAUGCUAAAAUAUCAGAUGAUGGAUGUUACUUAAUUGUGUUACUAUAUGAUUGGACUAUAUAUUGUUGUUCAUUUACAAAUCCAAGGAUUUUAUUUAUCAAGAGAGUAUCAAAAAAUCCUCGUUGUUUGCCCUCAGAAAUGGAAUCACCUGUAGGUCUGUUCUUUUCUCAUAAAGAAAAUCAAUUCUAUAUCACAGUUAUUACAUCAUCUGGAUUCAUUAAUAAAUUUAUUUGUGCCAAUGUUAUGGAAUUAAUGGAGAAAUCUGUUCUUGAUAAUGAUUUUAAAAACAUAGAAAAUCUUAUAACUUUAAAAACAUUUGAUAUCCAUGAAAAUGUAAAAACGGUGUGUGGGAUGUAUGAUAAUAUUUUAAUUGCUGGUGACAGCAUUUGUUUGUAUGAGGGAGAAAACAUGAGAUCUAAGGAAUUUUUAUUUCCAGACAACUGUAAAAUUAAAAAACUGGUUUUCACUCAAGAUAAAAGUUUCAUAAUUUGUCUUACUGAUUCAAAAACCAUGUUAUUGGUAUGUGCAUUUUCAUUUUUACCAGUUAAAGAAUGGAACAAGGUGCCAAUUAGCGAUUUUACUGUGAUGGAAGAAAUGGGUAUUACAAGUGUUCUUUUAUUAACUGACGAAAUACAGCCUUCAUUGAUGCUAGUUUCAAUGCCAGAUUUUAGUGUAACAUUCAAGCUUCCAACAUCAUCAUUAACAUAUCUUAUUGAUUAUCCAUGCACAUCUGAUGGUCUAUUGUAUUUGGAAGCACUUGGAGAUGAAGAUAUUAACACAUUACAUGUAAAACUUAUAUCUGAAGGUCAACCUGACUUACGAUUGGCACGAAUGUUAAGGCGAGGUAAAUACGAUGAAGCUCGGAAUUUUGCAGCUGCUUUUAAUCUUGAUCCAGAAACAGUAUAUAAAGAACAAGUUAAAGGACUUAUGGGAAAAUUAGAUGUAUGGCAACCUGGAAAUAAAGGCAUCCAAGAAACAUUUGAUGAAAUGAUGGAUUACUUAAAUAAAAUUAAAGAUGAUACAUUUGUUGGUAAUUGUGCUCUUAAUAUAAUUGUACCUAGUUUUACGCUAUGUAGAAAACUUUUAAGGUAUGCAUUAUUAAGAGUAAAGUCCUCAUCACAAGGAUUAGAAAAUAAGUUAACAUUUUUACUUGAUCAAUUACAAAGUACACUUCACAAAUUAGAUACUUUUUGUCUUUUGCACGAUGUAUCUGACUGGUCUAUUGAAAAUACAGAACUAUGGCUUUCUUUUUGUAAACAAAAUGUGAACGACAUUUGUUUGGACCUUGUACAAAAAAAUCAGUUAAGUGAUGCAUUAACAGUUUGGAGUCGUCAUAUUGCAGAAAUUAAAAGUUGCAUUAAUGAUGAAUUUAUUAAUGAAUAUUUUUCAAGUACACCGUUUUCUGUAGAUAUUUAUGAUUUAAAAUUAUGGGUCAAGAGUUUUGCUUCUACAACUCUUUUUAUGUACUACGAUGAAACAGUAGCUUCUAUGGUUUCUUACAUAGAAAGUAAAGUUAGAUGGAAUGAAUUAUACUUACAUUUGGAUUGGAUCAAUCCUAGUUUAGAAAUUUGUCGCUAUUUUUUAAAUAUCAUCAAUCAAAUUGUUUCAUCUCCUUUGUGUUUAAGUAUUUCACGACCAACCGAACCUCAAAUGAAAUUAAUAUUAUUGAUAAAAUACAUAACCGAAUUAAAGGAGUUGAAUGAUAAUUUUGGUGUUAAGAUUACUUUAGAUGAUUAUGAAUUAUCGCAUGAAGACCAAAAUUAUUCAGAAUUAUCAUUUUUAAUUUUGGAUCAAAUACAAAUGAAUACAUUCUCUGAUUUUAUUACAACAUUUUGGUCAACAUUUACAUUACAGCGAUUCUUAAAUUCUGAUGAAAUUUUAGCUGCUUAUAUUAAAAAUAUUGUUAGUCAAGUUGAUUGUUGGUGGUCAUGGGAAGAAAAAGCAACUAUGAUACUUAAUUUUAUUUCUAACAAAGAGACUAAAUGUGAUUCAGCCUUGAGCAUUUUAAAAGCUGCUAGUAUACCUUGGUCCGAACUUAUGGUAAAACUUUGUGAUGAAACACUUCAUACUGAUUUGAAUACAGCAACUAUUAAAGAUAUAGUAGAAGUAAAAAGCUUACUUACCAGUAAAUUAAUAUUAAAGAGUUAUAAUCUUUCAUUUACAAAUAUUACUCCAAGUAUAAUAAUUAUUGCGGUUCAAAAUAUUUGUUCCCAAAACCGCUCAACUGUACUAGAAGACAUAAUUAAAUUGGUUAGUACGCAAUCUGUCACAGUUCAACGAGAAGCAUAUGAGAUUUAUAUACAGUAUUUGAUUGAAUCUGGUUUUACCGAUAAAGCAAUAGAAUCAUUAACAAACCCUCAGAUAAUUCCUAGUUCAAUGGUACAAAGAAUAUGUAUAACAAUUUGGAUUACAUAUAACAGUUUGAGAAAACAUUCAAUCUUUGUUGAAGAAGCAUCUAAAUAUUUUAUUGUACUAAAAUUUUUGGCUAAAAGUCAAUGCAUAGAUAUUCGUCAAGAGUGUCAACAUAGUGUUAAUGGCUUAGUUAACAUUUAUUGUUUAAAGAAUGAGUUUAAAAUUGAAUGUGAUUUAUCAGAAUUCUCUAAUGAAGAAAAGCUUAUAAAAAAAUGUGUUAAUUCAAUCCUAAAAGAUGAAUGUUUCAAUAAUAUGAAGACUUCUAUUAUACAAGCAAAAUUAUCAAGAUUAUCAAAUUUAUUAUUUCAGUCUUUUGAAAAUGUUGUGGUUCAGUUUGUUAAAGAGUCUGCUUUACAAAUGAAUAAUGAAAAUAUAUGUAUAUUUGGUCAAUUUAUAAACUCUUUUGGAGAUGUUAGCCCUCAGCUUGCAACUAAAUUAUUAGAACUAGGAGAACUUUUAGUGUCUACUUAUGACCCAGUGUUUCAAGCUGCAUUUAAAAUACCUCUUUGGACAUUGAUUCGAAGAAUUACACAAUUAGUUACUGUUAACAGUGAAUCAAGUUUGUUAACUAGAGCUGUUGAAUUGAGUCAGUGGGUUGAACCAUUUUAUUUAACAUGUGGAGAUGUGGUGAAUAGUGAUAAUAUAGAACUUGGGUUAGCAUAUUCUUGGAGAAAUGGAAUUAUUGACAAAAACUCUAUACAUAUAGAAUUUUUUGAACAAUUUAAACUUUAUAGUUCAUUUUUAAAUUUUUAUAAUCCUAAAUCUUCAUUACACUGUUACAAGAAAAUAGAUGUUAAAGAUUCAUAUGAUACCAUUCCAACACCAGAUAUAAUAAUGUCUUCGUUAGAAUAUUUCCAAGGUCAGAAUCUUAUUGGUCUUCACAUAACUGUAACACAAAUAAUGUGUUUAUAUCGCGCUAUUCUUCAAAAUCAACAAACAUUGGAAUCCGAGUUAACUAAAAAAGGAAAUAAUUUAAUAAAAAGUAAUGUCAGACAAAUAUUAAAAAGUGUUACUUAUUCUCGAAACUUAGAUAUGGACCUAGGUUUAGGUCUUUUAAAUACUCUCAGACCACAUGAUGCUUUCAAUUGGCUCGAAGAUGCUUUAAAUAAUGUGGGGAUGAACUAUCAAAAAUUAACAAAUAUUACAGAUUUGGGAUUAGUUUACUUACGAUUAAAUAUUGAUACUGCUGGUGAUUUGUAUGAAACACUUAAAUCAACAAAAAACAAAUGUAUUUGGGGUAAAAAAUUGAUGAAGUAUGGAUUUGCAUUUAAAGAUGCAUUUUAUAAUUCAGAAUUAGAUCAACGACAUUUAUUACAGAAAAUGAUAAGAUCUCCAAUUAUUACAUUAAAUGUAUUAGUAGAUUAUUGUAAUGAUACACAUUUUGAUUUACAACAAACAGCCAAAUUAUUUUUAGAAAGUUGCUUAAUUCAAUGGGAACCUUAUACACCUGGGGAAAAUGAAGAGAAGACAUUUGAUUGGAUAGCUAAAAUAAUUGAAGACAAAGAUGCCCUAUUAAAAAAAUGUGAAGACAUUUUCUGUGUUAUUACAGACAAAACUGAUAUUUUAGAUUUUCUUUGGAAUCAUGUUUGGGAACAAGUGAAUAUUUAUUAUUAUGAAGUAUUUUUAGUAAUAAUGGGUUUAAUUGAAAAAUAUGAUGUAAAUGCAAUUUUAAAGUUUCAUGUUCAAAAAGAAAUUUUAUUAUUUUUAAUGCAAUAUAAACGAGUAAGUUUACCUGAAGAACAUGAGCAAGAAAUAUGGUUUGCCAUGUUCCAGGAAUCACAAUCAUUACCUCCUAUUUCUAAAUAUCGUUUACCCUAUGUACCACUUGCAAAUAAAAAAAAAAAAAAAUUUGGACAUCGUGAAAUUCAUGUUUGGAAAAUCAUAAAACCAGAAUUGACAUUUUUCACAUAUAAUAAAUGGUUUUCAAUAAUUGAAGCAAUUGAAAUGGAUAAGGACACAUUAUGUAUUUUAACUGUAAAGAAUAUGGUUAAUGAAGUAGCUACCAAGGAUAAGAAUGUUGAAUGGUACUUACAUAUGCGCUUGGAAUCAUUGCUUAAAGAUAUUCAAGAAGUAUUGAGCAAUGUAAAGAAUUUAGAAAUAGUUGCUGCCUCACUUUAUUUUGUUGUCAAUAGUUUACCUUUAGGUGCUGAUCAGUUGGCAGCAGCAAAAAUUAGUCAUUCACAAGCGCAAGAAUGGGUUAAAUUAGAAAAUUCAGAAAAUGCCAAGUCUGGUAUUACAAAAGUCGUUACAAAAUAUGUAUUAAUUACCACUAAACAUAUAUUACACAUGUAUGGAUUUGGAAAACCAAAUUAUUUACAAUUAGCAUUGCAACCUAAUGAAUUAAUUAGAGAAUUAUACAAUGAUCCAAUAAUACUUAAAAGACAUACAGGUGAAAUAAAAUUGUUCCCAGACAUUAAUGGUGCAGUAGAUGCAAUCGUUGAAGUUCAUGGUAAAGGAGACUUGGCGCUUAAAGUAGACCUUCUAAAAGAGUGGUUACAACCCUCUACAUUGGGAUCAAUGGGAUCUCCUGAUAAAAGUUUAAUGUCUACAACUAAUUCAUUUUGUGUAGCUCAAGAAAAUUUAACAAUCAGUGAAGGUGUAUUAAGAGCAUGUUAUCUAUUAGAAAAUGAUACACCAGCAUACAAUUUGCAUAAUUUCCUUAUAUGCCAAGCUUAUAAUGAAGAUGACAGUGAUUCUAUGUGUCCGACAAGUGUGCGACUAAGAGCAUUACAAUGUCUGUGUUUAGUGACAACAGAAAAUAUUGAAGAAAUUACUUGCCGUUCAAAAGAGAUGAUGAAAAAUAAUUUGGUUGAAUUAUCAAUUAUUACUGAACUGGAAACUCUUGGAAUCAAUUUUUCCCCAGCAAGAUAUCGUGGAUGUGAUAAAUCCAAACUAGUCCAAUCGUUGAUGGCAAGAAGAUCGUUGAGUUCGACUAAAUUAGCUUCACAUUUAUGUGUCUUAUAUUCAGAUGCCAUGAAUCCCAGUAUAUGGGAUUUAUUACUUACUAGAUUAAUUCAUUUUACAAUGAUUAAUGAAUUAGAAAAAGUACUAAUUCAUUUGAUGGAUAAAUGGCAUAAAUUGACAUUUGACAUUGUAGAAAAAGCCUGGAAUGUUUUUCUCAAGUCAUCAUUCAACAGUGCUAAAGAUUCUUAUGAAGUUAUACAUUGUGUCAAAUUGGCGUUCAGUUGUCCAGUCAUAGAUAGUAUUGAUCUACAAUCAAUUAUCGAACAUUGUGAGCGUUUUCAACUUGAUCAAUAUGUGCAAAAAUUGAAGUGUCUGAGUUAAGAUUUUUUAAAUUUAGAUAUGUAAAUAAGCAAUUAUUAGUUUUAUUUUUAUAUUAAUACAAAAUUGUCUAAUUAUAAUUUUUUUAACAGAACUAUACUUUAAAACAAUAUAUAUACAAAACGUGAUAAUUAAUAACAAUA
Molecule: messenger RNA, 6388 nt
Organism: Rhopalosiphum padi (bird cherry-oat aphid)
Lineage: Eukaryota; Metazoa; Arthropoda; Insecta; Hemiptera; Aphididae
Gene: rod
Exons: 31
Coding region: 273-6248 (1991 amino acids)
Biological process (GO): protein localization to kinetochore involved in kinetochore assembly; mitotic sister chromatid segregation; mitotic spindle assembly checkpoint signaling
Cellular component (GO): cytoplasm; kinetochore microtubule; RZZ complex
Molecular function (GO): small GTPase binding
Source: RefSeq, a predicted model, not a curated record